AUGCUGGGCUCUGGAUUUAAAGCUGAGCGUUUACGAGUCAAUUUGAGAUUAGUCAUAAACCGUCUUAAACUGUUGGAGAAAAAAAAAACGGAAUUGGCCCAGAAAGCAAGGAAAGAGAUUGCUGACUAUCUGGCUGCUGGGAAGGAUGAACGAGCUCGAAUCCGAGUGGAGCACAUCAUUCGAGAAGACUACCUUGUGGAGGCCAUGGAGAUCCUGGAACUGUACUGUGACCUGCUGCUGGCUCGAUUUGGCCUCAUCCAGUCUAUGAAGGAGUUAGAUUCUGGUUUGGCUGAAUCUGUGUCUACAUUGAUUUGGGCUGCUCCUCGACUCCAGUCAGAAGUGGCAGAGCUGAAAAUUGUUGCUGAUCAACUCUGUGCCAAGUAUAGCAAGGAAUAUGGCAAGUUAUGUCGGACCAACCAGAUUGGAACUGUGAAUGAUAGGUUAAUGCACAAACUGAGUGUGGAGGCCCCACCCAAAAUCCUAGUGGAGAGAUACCUGAUUGAAAUUGCCAAGAACUACAAUGUGCCCUAUGAGCCCGACUCUGUGGUCAUGGCAGAAGCUCCUCCUGGAGUAGAGACAGAUCUUAUUGAUGUUGGAUUCACAGAUGAUGUGAAGAAAGGGGGCCCUGGAAGAGGAGGUGGAGGCGGCUUCACAGCACCAGUUGGUGGACCUGACGGAACAGUGCCAAUGCCUAUGCCCAUGCCCAUGCCAUCUCCAAACACUCCUUUCUCAUACCCGCUUCCAAAGGGACCUUCGGAUUUCAAUGGAUUGCCAGUGGGAACUUAUCAAGCCUUUCCCAAUAUUCAUCCACCUCAGAUUCCAGCAACUCCCCCAUCGUAUGAAUCUGUUGAUGACAUUAAUGCUGAUAAGAAUGUGUCUUCUACACAGAUUGUUGGUCCUGGGCCCAAGCCAGAGGCUCCUGCAAAGCCCGCUUCGAGGCCCACAGAGACCUACGACAACUUUGUGCUGCCAGAGUUGCCGUCUGUGCCAGAUACACUCCCAACUGCAUCUGCUGGUGCCAACACCUCAGCAUCAGAGGACAUUGACUUUGAUGAUCUUUCCCGGAGAUUUGAGGAGCUGAAAAAGAAAACAUAG
This is a messenger RNA of Rangifer tarandus platyrhynchus (Svalbard reindeer), 1095 nucleotides long. NCBI's taxonomy places the organism in Eukaryota, Metazoa, Chordata, Mammalia, Artiodactyla, Cervidae. The record is from the annotation of a GenBank genome assembly.